Messenger RNA from Oryzias melastigma (Indian medaka), 1128 nucleotides. RefSeq names its product transmembrane protein 238. The record is from RefSeq and is a predicted model, not a curated record. NCBI's taxonomy places the organism in Eukaryota, Metazoa, Chordata, Actinopteri, Beloniformes, Adrianichthyidae.
CUAGCGGUUAAACCCGUGGUCUCAUAAUCAUGAAGUAGUCGGUUCGAAUCCCACCCGGGGCUUAUUUGUUUGUUUCUUUUUUUUAUUCAAUUCCAAAACUGUUCAAUUCAGGUAAAAAAAAUAUUUUUUUUAAAUAGACUGGGGCAAUAAAUGGCAAAAUAGCAAUGUGGGGAGAGCUUGUUUUGAUUUUGAUACUUUUAAAAGGUAAUCACAUAGAGCAGUUGGUUGCGUAAUAUAUGGACAUGUGUUCCUGAGGCCCCGGAGGGCCCCACUUCUGCAGUGACGCACUGACGGGCGGGGGCGGGGCCAGCGCUCAGGUGGACUUCAUACAGGUGUUGCAGCAGAUGAAAUGCGCGUCCUGAUUAGCAGGCUGCUCUCCGAGGGCCGUUACUCCGCGCCACACCGGCAUGGCUCCCAGCUGCGUCGGCAGGUGCGCGCCGCUGCUCUUCCUCGCGCUCGGGUUCGACGUGGCCGGUCUGGUCGUUCUCCUGGUCGGGAUUUUCGGGAACGUCAGGCGCCAUGGCCGCUUCUACGGGGACUUCCUCGUCUACACGGGCUCGAUCAUCAUCUUCUUCAGCCUGGUGUGGUGGAUUCUGUGGUACACCGGCAACGUGCAGCUGUACGCGGAGGACUCCAUCUCCCUGGAUGUGACCUUUACGCAGUGGGCCAGAAAGCUGUCGGAGCGGCUCUCCACGGGCAGCAUGAAGCCUCUGGACAUGGAGGAGAAGAAGGGCGCGCCGGUGCGCUUCUCCGCGCCACCCCGGAUCACAUGGGAGGACGGCGGUAGAGAGAUGACGCCGCGGGGGCAAGACAACCGGGGCUUUGACGGUGACACCGAGAGCGCGUCCCCGACGCACAAGAACGUGGAGCUCGGGGUUCUGACGGGCGCCGAGGAGAAAAAGUUGGAAAGGCUUCUGUGACCAAAGAUGGCUGCAUCUCCCUUCUGAUGUAAAGAACAGACUUUUGUGUAAAACUGAAUUCAGAAUAUUCCCAAACACUCCUACAUUGAAGAGGAGCCGUGCACAAAUGAGGAAGAGUCUGCAGCUUAUUUUAUGUGUAUUUUUUCAGGAAUAGAUGUAAAUAUAUUUUUUUUCUUUUUUGAAAAUAAAGUUUAUUUUUUUUGCUGAA